CUCGAGUACGCCAGCCGGCAGGAGACAUAAGGGAGGUUAAUAGAUGUAAGAGGGAGCAGGCCGGUGGUUGGAGGUUUGUCAAUUGAUAAGCGAGGUGCUCCAACGCUCUUCCUCAGGGGGAACCCGGCUCAUCCAGUGGUGAGCGUGCAGACACCGGAAGAGUGUUACAAGUUACAGCAAAAUCCUAUUUUUCUUCCUAUGGAUCACUAAAUAAGAAGGAGAUGGUUUUACCUCGUCUCACAGGAGCGCUGCGCUCCUUUUCAAAUGUCACCAGGCAAGAUGAUUACAGGGGGGACUCAACUGACUUGAUGAACAAGAGAUUGAAGUUGCGUGAACAACUUUUGGAGUCUGACCUUACUUGGAAGAAAAUAAGUCAAUCUGUCACUGACAUUGUGGACAAGGAGUAUGAAGCAAUAAACGAGGGUCUAAAAGAAAUAUUACAGGCUGCAAAACAGAUCGUUGGGACUGACCAUGGACAGGAGGCAAUUGAAUGUGGGUCUGUGUUUCUCUUCAAGACCUUCUACGGUAAAGAAAAUGUCAGCUAUGAUGAAACUAAGGCCAUCAAAAAUAUGUUUGGUCCAUUUCCAUCAACAUGUGCAACAGCAGCCUGUAAUGCCACAUGUAAAAUUUUGUCACUGUUGACUGAUGAACAGCUUAAGAAACUUGCACUGCUCUUUCAAGAAAACUAUGUUGAAGAAAUCAUGUCAUUUGGGAAAAAUGUGAAAUUCUCUCUUGAAAUGUAUGAACUAGAAGAGACUGAAGGCAUUCCAUUAGAUGGCAGCAUCGAAACAGACGAUAAUAUCAGUUUAGACUUCUUGAAAUUUCAGAAGAACCACAAAGAACAUUCUCAAGGCACACCCGCUACCUGUGCGAGACAAAAAGCCAGUGGCAAUGACGAUGGAGGCUCUUUACUGUAUGACGAAUUGGAGCAAUAUGUUUUUCAUAGUUUACAAAGUCAUACAGGAGGACCCACAGUGGUAGACUUGUGCAGCACUAUAUUUCAGAUGCUGGAGUCUCCCAAAACCAAUGAUGAGCUUCAGAAUGAGUUAUUUGAACUACUUGGACCUGAUGGAUUAACAGCCAUAGAAGUGCUUUUACAACAGAGGCAAAAAAUUGUGGCAAACUUCCCUGGUUGGAUAUCUGAUAACAAUAUGUGCUCUUUACAAGAUGAUUUUAAACGCAAUGCUGGGGAAAUUAUGAAACCUAACUAUGGCUGUCAAGUCACUGUCCAGUCUGAGCAGGAAAAGCAGUUAAUGAAACAGUUUCGUCGAGAAGAAAAACGGAAUGCCAAGCGAGAAAAACGAGUAGGCGAGGAUGGAGAGAUUUCUGGAGAAGGACUAAUAGGCUUUGAUCCCAAGGAACUGCGGAUGCAAAGAGAACAGGCCCUUUCAAGUGCUCGAAUCAUGCCAAUUUUGGGUAGAGAAAGAGACUAUGGUGAAAGAUAUACAUAUCCGAAUGUUUAUGACUCGCAUGCAGAAGCCAUGAAAACAUCUGCAUUUAUUGGUGGUGCAAAGCUACUUCUGCCAGAAGGUAUACAGAGAGAAAACAACAAAAUGUAUGAAGAAGUUAAGAUCCCUGUUACCGAGCCGCCUGUUGGCUUUGAGGAGAAGCCAGUUUUUAUUAAAGAUUUGGAUGAGAUAGGACAGCUUGUCUUCAAGGGAGUGAAGCGUCUGAACCGUAUCCAGUCCAUCGUUUUUGAGACGGCCUACAACACCAAUGAGAACAUGCUCAUCUGUGCCCCAACUGGAGCUGGCAAAACGAACAUUGCCAUGCUAACAGUCUUGCAUGAAAUUCGCCAGAAUAUUGAACAAGGUGUCAUUAAAAAGGAUGCAUUUAAGAUUGUAUAUGUAGCUCCUAUGAAGGCCCUGGCAGCAGAGAUGACAAAUUACUUCAGCAAGCGUCUAGAGCCACUGGGUGUCACAGUGAAAGAGCUGACUGGUGAUAUGCAGUUGUCAAAAGGUGAAAUUUUACGAACCCAGAUGCUAGUGACUACACCAGAGAAAUGGGAUGUUGUUACUAGAAAGAGUGUUGGAGAUGUGGCACUUUCCCAGCUUGUGAGACUACUGAUACUAGAUGAGGUACAUUUGCUACAUGAAGACAGAGGUCCGGUCUUGGAAAGUUUAGUGGCACGGACAUUACGACAGGUGGAAUCAACACAGAGUAUGAUUAGAAUCUUGGGCCUAUCAGCUACUCUUCCUAACUACCUAGAUGUGGCUUCAUUUCUUCAUGUCAAUCCUUUUAUUGGCCUUUUCUACUUUGAUGGACGAUUCCGACCUGUUCCUCUUGGACAGACAUUUAUUGGAAUAAAGUCAACCAACAAGACUCAACAACUUCAUGAUAUGGAAGAGGUCUGUUAUGAGAAUGUACUUAGAGAGGUCAAAGCUGGGAGACAGGUGAUGGUUUUUGUUCAUGCCAGAAAUUCCACUGUGCGGACAGCAAUGGCCUUGAGAGAGUUAGCAAAAAACAAUGGCCACAUUUUAUAUUUCUUGCCAAACCAAGGAUCUGAUUAUGGUCAUGCUGAAAAGCAGGUGCAAAGGUCUAGAAAUAAGCAGCUAAGAGAGUUGUUUCCAGAUGGAUUUAGUAUUCAUCAUGCAGGCAUGCUGCGGCAAGAUAGGAGUAUGGUGGAGAACCUUUUUUCUCAGGGACAUAUCAAAGUCCUGGUUUGUACAGCCACAUUAGCCUGGGGUGUCAAUCUCCCUGCUCAUGCUGUUAUCAUUAAGGGAACACAAAUAUAUGAUGCAAAAAGAGGAUCAUUUGUAGAUCUGGGAAUUCUUGAUGUAAUGCAGAUCUUUGGGAGAGCAGGACGUCCCCAGUUUGACAAGUUUGGGAAAGGCACCAUCAUUACAACGCAUGACAAACUCAGCCAUUAUCUGACUCUGCUCACACAGCAAAAUCCAAUUGAAAGUCAGUUUCUUGAACGUCUUUCAGACAAUUUGAAUGCUGAGAUUGCCCUUGGAACAGUUACCAAUGUGGAGGAAGCUGUAAAGUGGCUGAGUUACACUUAUCUUUUUGUACGGAUGAGAGCAAACCCAUUAGUAUACGGCAUCAGUCACAAGGUGUUGCAGAUGGAUCCUUUACUCGAGAAGCACAGAGAACAGUUGGUAAUUGAAGUGGGAAGAAAGCUGGACAAAGCCCGCAUGAUUCGCUUUGAAGAGAGAACCGGAUUCUUUUCGUCUACAGAUUUGGGCAGAACUUCUAGCCACUUCUACAUUAAAUAUAAUACAAUUGAGACGUUCAAUGAAUUAUUUGAUGCCCACAAAACAGAAGGAGAUAUUUUUGCUAUAGUCUCUAAAGCUGAAGAAUUUGAGCAGAUCAAGGUUCGAGAAGAAGAGAGCGAAGAAUUAGAACACUUAAUCAACAAUUACUGUGAACUUCCUGUUGCUGGUGGAGUGGAAAAUGGAUAUGGGAAAAUAAAUAUUCUUCUUCAGACAUAUAUUGGCCGAGGAGAAAUGGACAAUUUUUCUCUUAUCUCUGAUUCUGCAUACGUUGCACAGAAUGCAGCUCGAAUUGUGCGAGCUCUUUUUGAGAUAGCCCUCAGAAAGAGAUGGCCCGCCAUGACUUACAGACUUCUCAACCUCAGCAAAGUCAUCGAUAAGCGUCUGUGGGGAUGGGCCAGUCCAUUGAGGCAGUUCUCAGUUCUUCCUCCUUCUGUGCUAUCAAAACUAGAAGAUAAGAAGCUUACUGUUGAUAAACUGAAAGAUAUGCGGAAAGAUGAGAUUGGUCACAUGUUGCAUCAUGUGAACAUUGGGCUAAAGGUGAAACAGUGCGUCCAUCAAAUCCCAUCCAUUACAAUGGAAGCCGCUAUCCAACCAAUUACACGCACAGUUCUUAGAGUUCGGUUGAACAUCAAUCCUGAUUUCAAAUGGAGUGAUCAGGUGCAUGGAACUGUUGGAGAACCCUGGUGGAUUUGGGUUGAAGAUCCUACUAAUGACCACAUCUAUCAUUCAGAAUACUUUAUGCUUCAAAAGAAACAGGUUGUCACAAAAGAACAGCAACUUCUGGUGUUUACAAUACCCAUCUUUGAACCAUUACCUUCCCAAUACUAUAUCAGAGCUGUGUCUGACCGAUGGUUAGGAGCUGAAGCUGUCUGCAUAAUAAAUUUUCAGCAUCUCAUUCUACCAGAAAGGCAUCCCCCACACACAGAGCUGCUGGAUCUGCAACCUUUACCAGUCACAGCUUUGGGGCAUAGAGAAUAUGAAGCGCUUUACAAGUUUACACACUUCAACCCAAUUCAGACUCAAAUCUUCCAUACCCUCUAUCACACGGAUUCAAAUGUUCUACUCGGUGCUCCAACUGGCUCUGGAAAGACCGUAGCUGCAGAGAUGGCCAUCUUUAGAGUCUUUAACAAUUAUCCAUCAUCUAAGGCAGUAUAUAUAGCCCCACUUAAAGCUCUAGUUCGUGAACGAAUGGAAGAUUGGAAAGUGAGAAUUGAAGAAAAGCUUGGUAAAAAAGUGGUAGAGCUGACAGGAGACGUCACUCCGGAUAUGAGGGCCAUUGCUGAAGCUGACCUCAUCGUCACUACCCCAGAGAAGUGGGAUGGCAUUAGCAGGAGCUGGCAAAACAGGAGCUAUGUACAAAAGGUCUCCAUUCUAAUUAUUGAUGAAAUUCAUUUGCUUGGUGAUGAGAGAGGACCAGUACUUGAAGUUAUUGUAUCCCGGACAAAUUUCAUUUCCUCGCACACAGAGAGGACGGUGCGAGUUGUUGGUUUAUCAACAGCUCUGGCAAAUGCUAGAGACCUUGCAGAUUGGUUGGGCAUUGGACAGAUGGGUCUAUUUAACUUUCGGCCAUCUGUGAGACCAGUUCCUUUGGAAGUCCACAUUCAGGGCUUCCCUGGACAACACUACUGUCCUCGUAUGGCCAGUAUGAACAAGCCUACAUUUCAGGCUAUAAGAAGCCAUUCACCAGCAAAGCCUGUACUCAUCUUUGUGUCAUCAAGACGUCAAACUCGUCUCACUGCUAUUGAUUUGAUUGCAUUCUUAGCAACUGAAAAUGACCCCAAACAGUGGCUAAAUAUGGAUGAAAGAGAGAUGGAUGACAUUAUUGGAACUGUAAGGGAUUCCAACCUGAAGCUCACACUUGCAUUUGGCAUUGGAAUGCACCAUGCUGGCUUACAUGAAAGGGAUCGAAAGACAGUAGAAGAGCUUUUUGUUAACUGCAAAAUUCAGGUUCUUAUUGCAACCAGUACUUUGGCAUGGGGUGUUAAUUUCCCUGCUCACCUAGUUGUUGUCAAGGGAACAGAAUUUUAUGAUGGAAAAACAAGGAGAUAUGUGGAUUAUCCCAUCACAGAUGUACUUCAGAUGAUGGGUCGGGCUGGGAGGCCUCAGUUUGAUGACCAAGGCAAAGCUGUGAUUCUAGUUCAUGAUAUAAAGAAAGAUUUCUACAAAAAGUUUCUUUAUGAACCUUUCCCAGUGGAAUCUAGCUUGCUGGAGGUACUGUCUGAUCAUUUAAAUGCAGAAAUAGCAGCUGGAACCAUCGCAUCCAAGCAAGAUGCCAUGGACUAUAUCACAUGGACUUACUUCUUCCGUCGCCUCGUGAUGAACCCCAGCUACUACAAUUUAGAAGAUGUUGGACAUGAAACGAUGAAUAAGUUCCUUUCUAAUCUGGUUGAGAAAUCACUCAUUGACCUGGAAUGCUCAUACUGCAUAGAGAUUGGUGAGGAUAACCGUGGUAUUGAGCCACAAACUUAUGGACGCAUUUCCUCUUAUUACUAUCUGAAACACCAAACCGUUCGGAUGUUCAGGGACAGAUUAAAGCCAGAUUGCACUGUUGAAGACCUGCUUUCCAUUCUCACCGAUGCUGAAGAGUACACAGAUCUCCCCGUCAGACACAACGAAGACCAAAUGAACAGUGAGAUGGCAAAGCACCUUCCCAUUGAAGUGAACCCUCAUUCCAUGGACACCGGACAUACCAAAGCACACCUUCUUUUACAAGCCCAUUUCAGCAGGUCCACAUUACCUUGUCCUGACUAUGCUACUGACACCAAAACAGUACUGGAUCAAGCCAUUAGGGUUUGCCAGGCAAUGUUGGAUGUUGCAGCACACCAUGGUUCGCUAGUUACAGUUUUAAACAUAACAUACUUGGUACAAAUGGUAAUUCAAGCUCGGUGGAUACAAGAAUCCUGUUUAUUAACAGUGCCCUUCGUUGAAAAACAUCAUCUUCAUCUCUUCAGAAAAUGGACGUCCAGAAAAAGGAUUAGCAACUCUGAAGAUGUGACAGGACCUAUUGAGUGUCUUCCAGAGCUGAUAGCUGCAUGCCAAAGCAAAGCAGACAUUUUCACUUCCAUAGUAGAACGGGAACUCCAAGCCACACAUAUUUCCCAGGCAUGGAACUUUGUGUCAAAUCUUCCAGUAAUUGAUGUCCAAUUAACCAUUAAAGGUUGGUGGGAUGAUCCAAUACAAGCAGAGAAUGAGCUUCCUAUACCUAUAGUCUUUCCAGGGGUACAGGAGAAGAAAUGGCUUACAUUACAUGCUGAUCAGGAAUAUGUUCUGCAAGUAAAUCUGCACAGGAUUCGAGCCGGGUUCAAAAAGGGAAAGCAAGAUAGUAAAGCAAUUGCUCCAAAGUUCCCAAAGGCAAAGGACGAGGGAUGGUUUGUAGUCUUGGGUGAGGUGGACAAAAAAGAGCUUGUUGCACUAAAAAGAGUGGGCUACGUAAGAAACAGGAGCACAGUGUCCCUUGCAUUUUACACUCCAGAGAAUGUUGGAAGAUACAUUUACACUUUGUAUUUGAUGAGUGACAGCUACCUGGGCAUGGACCAACAGUAUGACAUAUAUCUAAACAUUAUUCCGGCCAGUGUAUCAGCCCAAGUGAACACCGAGGUCUCUGCACUGAAGUAACCUGAACUGGACACUUCUACUGCUAGAACUUUGUUGUGAAGGCAACUGGUAGUCAUUCUGAAGUAAUGGGAAGCGCUUGAUAAUUCUUUCAGAAGAGUCAAAUUUCAACCUCAACACAUGCGUGUAUUUUGACUGAAAAUGCAUUGGCCUUAUUUAUAGUUGCCUUUUGUGAGUAAUACCAUAUGUAUGAACCGUUGCUGCUUUAUUUCAAUAAAUAGCACAAUAUUAGGAAUAACCCUUGUUAUUUAUCUCUAGGGGCUAAGCAUAAUUAUGUUUACAUUAAUUUAUGUAUAAACAAAUAUUAAUGUUUGAUUUAAAAAGACUACAGAAAUUUUCUACAACAGUAAAAAUGACACAACACUUAAUAGCAACAUAUCCUACCGUUGCUAGCAAUGGAUCAUUCCUAUUCAUGUUUACAAUAAGGACAUGAAUAAAAAUAUCACAUUUCAGGAAUGUUUAGCAAAAUCGUUUUUUACAUUUAAAGAUGAAAAUGUACAAUGUUAAAAAGUUAGGUUUGAUGAAAAGGAAUCCUAGUAGUAUAUAUAUUGUUAGGGCGACUUGUGGUUUUCUUCUGCUCUGGAAUGUUUGUCUGAACAUACUGGGACUUCUAGUUCCACAACGGCUUGUGAGCCGCAGUUUCUCAAAGUCUGAUUAGAGAGAGGAUCAUAAUAUUACAGUAAUAUGUGGGUUAUACAAUUAUUGGAACCUUUCAUUCACAGUGCCUCAAUGUUUGUUAAUAAACCUGCCUUAUAUUCUCAGUGGUUUGCAGCUGAAGUAGGCAAUUUUACACAUGAUAAUCUAUUGGUCACCAAACCAAUGUAGAUUAUAGUGGAUGAUGCGUGUUUUCCAAUAGUCUGCUGUAACAGACAGUAACGAACCUCCUGCCAAUCACAAUCUUUAGAAUAAUUGUGCCCUGUGGUUAUGGAUAUGUUUUAUUAGUUAUUUAUAUCUUCAUAGGAAAAAGUGGAAACGGACGUACAGUCUAAUCUCUAUAUCAAAGUUUCCCACCUUAACAAAACACAGUAAUGUAUCGUACUUCUAAGGCAUUUACUUACACAUAAAAUGUGCAUUGUAGACACAAUUUUCCACUUACUGUGAAAUAUGGCUACUGUGUCCUCCUAAUUCUUUCUUUAGGUCUAUGCUUCGAUGAUGGAAUAAAUACAGUAUCACCUGUGUGUUGAUAAUGACAGUGGACAGCAUUUGUGUUUUGUGCACUUAAUAAGAUUCUGGACCAGUGCUUCUCAGACUAGUUGCUUACACACAGUUUUUGGAAGGUUAUGAUAAUCAAUCAUUUUAAGUGAAAUGUAUUCUCAAGACAGUUUUUCAUGUGUUCGGCACUCCCAUAUUGAUUGGAACACUGUUGUUGUUUUUUUACAUGAUACUGUUUAGAUGCAGUGCUUUAAAACUUGGUAAUGUCCAUUACUCGUGUGGUUGUACAUCUGCCAAUUGCAGGGUCGCUGAGAGCUCGGGUGGGCCCUGAUACUGGAGAAGGGAUAUGUGGGCAUACUCUUUCGACUUUCCUUUUAAAAUGCUCUUUGUAACAAUGAGCAUCAUUUAAGUUUACAGGACACUGAUGGUUUAUACAGUGCUGUUUAUCUUGUUACCCUGGGACUACACUUCUGGGAACACAGCAUCUUCAACCCCCAAGGCGAAUUUCUAACCAAAGCAUUUCAUUUAUAUGGAUAUUCUUUUGUUUUAGUCAGCAGGAUAAAUCAUACAGCAUAUACACUUUAAUGGUCAGUAUAUAAAGCAGAGUUUCUCAAACUCUGCCAUUACCAGUCCAGGUUUUAAGGAUAUCCAUGCUAGAGUCCAGGUGUUAAAAUCAAAUUGACUGAGGUAUUAAUUCAUCUGUGCUCAAGCAUGGAUAUCCUUAAAAACUGGACUGUAAUGGCGGAGUUGGGAAACUCAGAUAUAAAGUGUAUGCUCCUAUUUUUACCCACGAUUGGGUUUGCAUCAGCACGUGCUUUUGUUGCUUUUUAUCCAAUACCGGCAUCAGCUGCUUUGUCUACUCUACAGUAAAGACAGAAUAUAAAAUCCAAUACACAAUUUUCCAAAUGACAUGUUAUUUAUGACAAUUAUGCAGAAAUAAAGAAUUUGGAUGAGAGUUCAUUGCUCUUUGAAUAAGAUUGUGAAAUUAUGCAAAUCCCCUGGGUAGACCCUAAUACAGACAUUCCCAACCUUGGUCCUCGAGGCACACUACCAGUGCAGGUAUUAGUGAUAUCCAGGCUUAAGCACAUGUGGCUAAAUCAAAACAACUGAGGUACUAAUUAAGUCACCUGUGUUCAAGCAUGGCUAUCACUAUGGGGGUCAUUCUGACCUGGUCGCAUGCUACUGUUCAUCGCAGCGCAGUGAUCAGGUCAGAAGUGCGCAUGCGCCGACGCCACAGUGCGCCGGCGCAUGCCAGACAGCCGAAGCCUGUCGUUGCCCUGCGAUCGCCUCUGCCUGAUUGACAGACAGAGGCGUUUGCAGGGCGGGAGGGGGCGGCACGGCGGCGUUUGGUCAUCGUUUUGUGGGCGUAGUCCGGCCAAAGCAGGAGUGGCCGGACCAUGGGGGGGGGCGGCCCGCAGUGGCUGUGUGACAUCACACGCAGCCACUGCGACCAUCACAACGACGAGUAACUCCCUGCCAGCACGCAGGAGCUGCGCUGGUAGGUAGGGAGUUACUCUUCAAGUACAAAAACAUUGCCGCUGUGCAAUGCUUUUGUACUUGUGCGGGGGGGCGGGCCUUACAUGCGGGGUGGACUAGCCCUGUGCUGGACGUCCCCCCGCAUGUCAGUGUGGAUGAUCGUAGCUGUGCUAAAUUUAGCACAGCUACGAUCAACUGAAUUACCUCCUAUGACCUGGCCUGUCAGUGUGCUUUGAGGACCGAGGAUGGGAAUGCCUGCCUUAAUAUGAUAACUUUAUAUCCUGUGUUUUCUAUAUACUCUUCUGUGCUGUUUGCUUAAACUGACAGAUCCUUUACGUAUACAGCAUACCCUGUCUGCUUGCACAUACAUUAAUUCUGUUUGUUUGAUUGGAACAGGAAAAGCUGUUGUCCCACACUACUCUUGGAGAGGAGCAGUGACAAGUAAAACAUCAUAGUUAAUCUUAAUUUAUUGAUCUACACCUAAUACUAGAUUUGAUAUUUCUUAUGAUGUUCUUUUAUAGGGACAUUUCCGAUCCUUGAGUAAGGUAUAGGCUAACUGAAGAUUUACCAAGUGUGCCCAAUAAUAAUUAAAAUAUUAUUAUUUUUUUGUCUUGUAAGUGCGAUAUAAUUUUUGACAAUUUCACGCAAAUCUAUCUGUAUGUUAAAACGUUUUUGUACUAUAUGUUUGUAUAGUUUACAUUACAAUGUGUCAUUUUUACUACACAUCAGUAAACUGGAUCUUAGCUGAAUUUAAGGUUAAGAUUUGAAAUAGUGUUUUCAAAUAUUUCAAAAAGACGAUCAUAAUAAUAAUUUAAAAAUAAUAAAUCAGUACCCUGAAAUCA
Messenger RNA from Pseudophryne corroboree (corroboree frog), 10300 nucleotides. It is a transcript of the gene ASCC3, whose product is annotated as activating signal cointegrator 1 complex subunit 3. Gene Ontology annotation, molecular function: nucleic acid binding; ATP hydrolysis activity; ATP binding. The record is from RefSeq and is a predicted model, not a curated record. NCBI's taxonomy places the organism in Eukaryota, Metazoa, Chordata, Amphibia, Anura, Myobatrachidae. Bases 222 to 6833 code for a protein of 2203 amino acids. The transcript has 42 exons.